This is a messenger RNA of Schistocerca gregaria, 4996 nucleotides long. RefSeq names its product ATP-binding cassette subfamily G member 4. The transcript is spliced from 11 exons. NCBI's taxonomy places the organism in Eukaryota, Metazoa, Arthropoda, Insecta, Orthoptera, Acrididae. Gene Ontology annotation, cellular component: plasma membrane. The record is from RefSeq and is a predicted model, not a curated record. Gene Ontology annotation, molecular function: ATP binding; ABC-type transporter activity; ATP hydrolysis activity. The coding region runs from base 731 to 2635 and encodes 634 amino acids.
AGGCCGUUGGGAUCCAGAACGGCGUUCCGUAUUACCCUGCUGAACCCACCGAUACCAUAUUCUGCUAACAGUCACUGGGUCUCGACCAACGCGUGCAUCAAUGUCGCGAUACGAAAAAACGCAAUCGCGAUAGGCUACAAUCCGACCUGUAUCAAAGUGAUGGUACGCAUUUCUCCUCCUUACGCGAGGCAUCACAACAACGUUUCAUCAGGCAACGCCUGUCAACGGCUUUUUGUGUAUGAGAAAUCGGUAGGAAAAUUUGCUCAUAUCAGCACGUUGUAGGUGUCGCCACCGGCGCCAACCUUGUGUGAAUGCUCUGAAAAGCUAAUCAUUUGCAUAUCAUAGCAUCUUCUUCCUGUCGGUUAAAUUUCGCGUCUGUAGCACGUCAUCUUCAUGGUAUAGCAAUUUUAUUGGCCAGUUGUGUAGUUAUAUUAAAUAGGUUCAGAGGAGAGUCCUGAUUUUGACUUCGGAUCCGUAACGAGCGACCCGAGUGCUGCAUUUCGGCCCAGUUCGUGGCGCUUUGGUCUCUUGGCCGGCUUUGCGGCACCUGACGGCACUGUGCGCCGUGCUGCUACCGGUGCCCGGCUGGUACCUCGCUACGCGGCCACCGCCGCCCCCCACCACUCGCCGCCGGCGGAGACCGGUCGCGCAAAGUCCGCGGGCCGGGCUGAGCAGUGCGGGCCGGACGGCCGCCGCGGUCCCCACACACAGUCGCCGCGCCGCCGCCGCCAUGGAGCUGUCCGUCAUCAGCAGCGAGCCGCAGCCGCAGGAGGCGACGCAGGUGGUGCCGGCCCGCAAGAGGGAGCUCAAGAGGGACACCAGCCGGCUGCCCAACGAGGUCUUCACGCGCCUGCCCACCAAGCCGCCCGUCGACAUACGCUUCGACAACGUCGGCUACACCGCGUCGCUCGGCUUUCGCAAAGGCAAGAAAAAGAUCCUACACGAAGUAUGUGGCCGCUUCGUUCCAAAGCAGCUGAUUGCCAUCAUGGGGCCAUCCGGUGCUGGCAAAUCCACGCUCCUCGACAUCCUCUCUGGCUACAGGCUGACUGGCGUGACGGGCUCGGUGCUGGUGAACGGCGUGGAGCGGCAGCUGGACGAAUUCCGCAGGCUAUCCUGCUACAUCACGCAGGAUGACCGGCUGCAGGAGCUGCUCACCGUGCACGAGAACAUGCUCGUCGCCGCGGACCUCAAGCUGGGCGAGGACACCGACCUCAGCGAGAAGGCGCAGAUCGUGGAGGAGACGCUGCGCACCCUGGGCCUAUGGGAGGCUCGCAAGACGCUGGCGGGGCGGCUGUCGGGCGGCCAGAAGAAGCGGAUGUCCAUCGCGCUGGAGCUCAUCUGCAACCCGCUCGUCAUGUUCCUCGAUGAGCCAACCACCGGCCUCGACAGCUCCACGUGCGCCCAGGUGGUGUACCUCUUGAAGCUGCUGGCGCGGCAGGGCCGCACAAUCGUGUGCACGAUCCACCAGCCGAGCGCGUCGCUCUUCCAGCUGUUCGACCACGUGUACGUGCUGGCGCGCGGCGAGUGCCUCUACCAGGGUUCCGCAGACAACCUGGUGCCCUACCUCUCGGCCGUGCAGCUGCCCUGCCCCAUGUACCACAACCCCGCCGACUAUGUGAUCGAACUGGCGUGCGGUGACUACGGAGAGGACAAGAUCGACAGGUUGGUGGAAGGUACCGAGAACGGCCGCACUCUGCAGUGGUUCGCGGAACCUGAGGCCUUGGCCUACCAGAAACCACCGCGCAGGUCGAGAUCGAAAUCUCUCGGCUUCCAGAAGGUCUCCCGAAAUCUCCAGGAGACUUCGCAGUUGAAUCAACUGAAGGUGCUGCUUCGACGAGGCUUUAUCAAAGUGAAACGAGAUCAAACGCUGACGCACAUGCGGCUGCUGGUUAACAUCCUGACCGGCAUCAUGCUGGGCGUGCUCUUCAUCGAGGCCGGCGACGACGGCGCGCGCGUCCUGGACAACUACAACCUGCUGUUCGGCAUCCUCAUGCACCACAUGAUGACCACCAUGAUGCUCACCAUCCUCACCUUUCCAAUGGAAAUGAAUAUUCUGAAGAAAGAACAUUUUAAUCGGUGGUACUCACUCAAGUCGUAUUACGUGUCCACAACCAUCGUCGACAUUCCUGUAGCAGUCCUGUGCUGUGCCAUCUUCUCGGUGCUGGUAUACCUCAUGAGCUCGCAGCCGCUUGUGUGGGAGCGAUUCGGAAUGUUCUUCGCCAUCAGCAUGCUCGUCGUCUUCGUCGCGCAAAGCUUUGGUCUCAUGAUCGGCGCCGUCUUCAGCGUCGUGAAUGGCACGUUCCUGGGACCGACGCUGUCGGUGCCGAUGAUGAUGUUCGCGGGCUUCGGCGUGACGUUGCGAGAUCUGCCCUCAUACUUGUACUGGGGCUCAUACAUCAGCUACCUGCGCUAUGGGCUCGAGGGCUACGUGACUGCCAUCUACGGCAUGGACCGGCCCAAGCUGGACUGCUCCGUUUUCUACUGCCACUACCGCAUCCCCAGUGUCUUCCUGGAUACCAUCGCCAUGGGCCACACGCCGUUCUGGGUCGACGUCGUCGCACUCUGCGGGAUCUUGCUGGCCCUCAGGGUCGCCGCGUACUUUCUGCUGCGCUGGAAGCUCUACGCCGUCCGGUGAAGAGAACUGCGCAUGCGCCUCACGCCGCCAACGACGCCGCGACACAUCCGAAAACCAACCUCAGCCGCCUACGAAGCAACGCUGUUAACGGUGUUCGGCACCAACAAAGAUGACACACGUUGCCUUAAAGCCAACAAUGAAUAACUACUGCUCAAGCGCUUUCGUGUUGCGACCCAUCUGAGUCAAAUUUCAACCCUUAAAUUUCUUUAGCUGCCAUACGUGAAACAAUACCAAAAAUGAAAUCUUGCGUUUCGGACAAUCUCACAUAAGAAAGCCUGUUUUCAAACAUGUGGCCUAAGACUGUUAUCACUUCGUCACCUCUUCAACAAUAAGAAUUCGAUCUCUACAAUACUAUUUUAAACCAUUUUAUUUUGGUCUUCUACUAUUUAUUACAUCCUUUUGUUCGCAGAAGAUGCUCUUAGGAACUGAGGACUUCUAUAAACGAAAACGCAAAAAUACUAUAAUUUUUUUACUGAGAUCAGUGAUGCAUAGUCAAUUAACUUUCUCUCAUAAUCCAUAAAAUUAACUUUCUCUUGUAAUUUGUAAGUGUAUGCUAGCGGAAGAAUGUACAACUCGAUAUAUUUUGUAUAUGUCGAACAGCUACAUUACUACCUACUCCGGUCAGAUUUUAAAUGUACCUGAGAAUUUAUCUGUAUAUUUGUGAUGGAGCAUCCAUCAGAAUAGACUGAUAGAAAUGUUUAAAUCAGAAUACUUCUCUGUUAAAUAGCGCCAGUGAGUUCUAAAGACAAUAAAACGACGAGGUGUGUGAGUACGUCCCUUUUCCGCUCCUGAAAGUAGUAAGAAACACCAAAGCAAUGCGUUUCGAGUUUAAAACUGACUAAUGAGCUUAUCUAGUUCGACACAAUUGUCAAAAUAAAAUGAUGUUACACAUUUACACACUCAAAACAAUGCAACUAUAUUUAAGAGCAUUACAAAAAACUCACUGUGUUUUGACAUUGCCGUUAGAAAAGCAAGAACACGAGAAAUUCUUGCAUCUACGAUUUUCAGUUGUGUUCUAGGAAUUACAGGAAUACACUACAGCCACAAGCAAAUGUGACUCUAUGAUCGCAUAUUAAGGGUUUUAAUCGCAAACAGUUGGCGUGAUUUGUUAAAUGUGGAAACUUUACUGAAAAUAGGCAUAUGAGCAUUUACACAACGUCUCUUUAAUGUGUCUGAGUUCUGCACAAAGUUGAAUUUAAAAAGAGCCUGCCUAGACUACUUAAAGUUCAAUGAAUCAUGACAAAUAAUUUCGCUACUCAAUUUGUGUAGUAUGUCCUGUUAAGUUCUGUAUUUCCAGUUUUCUCAACAUUUAUAUGAAGAUAUUGUGAGACUGACUGCAGCACAAAUCAUUCCUGAUUUUUUAAAAUAAACAAGCUGUAAAAUAGUGAGCAAACGCUCUUAAACAAAGAAGCUAGUUUGCAGGACAUUAUGCCAUUAAAACUCUCAUAGCAUAGAAAAUCGGAUUUGAAUAAUUUCGAAAUUAUUUAGGAUUUUUUCAAUAAUAACAUAAGAUGGCUAGACGUCUUGUAAAGAAUCAGAUUGUAAAAUCUUGAAACUUUGUCGUUUGUAGUUUCCUCUUUACUUCGUUUUUGUUAAAAUGAACUGUGUGAUAAUAUUUUAAGGAAUUUUUUAUGUAUUUAACACCCUGUAAAUAGGAUCCGGGCAGUUCUUUUAUAUCAAAUAAUAACUUGAAAAAGUGCUCCGUAAAAUUAUUUUUGCGUAAAAUAGUACCAAACUAAUAAGUAAUUUCCUAUUGCACAUUUCCCGUUCCCAACACCUUACAAUGUUACCUUGUACUGUACAUGAUAGGUCUGGCGGUCUCGGAAUCUGAGGAGUUUCCUUCCUCCACUGCUGCCAUAAUAAUGAUCAUCAUUCCUAUAUGUGUUUUUUUAGACUGAUUCACUUUUGUUUAACUGAAACCUAUGCUGUUAUGAACAGUACAAAUAGUAAUGAAUAGUUAUUCUUGUCUGUAAUAAGUGUACCUAAAGACAUGACAUGAAUAUGAUAAGAACUUUCACUUCUGACUGACAUAAAGAUGACAUACAUAUUUUGGUGUUUCAAAUUCAAGACUAUGUAGCUGAAGUAAAAUUUUCUAUCACUAUGUGGCUGCAAGAAAUAUUUCUAAAAACAUGUUUUCAGAAGCAAUUCAACUCGUUCUUUACGUAUUGGUGAUCAGUAUGUUUUAACAUACCGAACAUAUCCCAUUUUUCAGAAGAAUUUCCUAAAUAUUUUCAGUAUUGCAUUACUAUGAUUAAGACUCUUAUAUUAUUCCAAACAUGGAACAGUAAUACAAAAAAAUCAUCCAAUCAUUGGUGCUAAUAUCAGUAGCUGAUAAUACUCAAUAAAAGGAAGAGGACGUCA